UAUUUCCCUGUUCCAGCAUUCCCUGGCUAAGAUCAAGGGGAGGAGUGGGUAAGAGGCGUGCUUGUUGAUGUCAUGAUGAAGAGGCAGAGCUUGGGCUCAGAUGAAGCUUAGUGAUCUUUUGCAGGUACAGAGCCUUGGUUAGUGUUUCUGUGUCAUGCUGCCGGCUCUCUCUGUUCCAGCACUCAGCAAAGAAUAAGGAGGGGAGGUGCAGCUCUGAUCCCAGGGGAGGGCCCAUGCCAGAGAAAGACAUGAACAAGCCAAGCAGAAAGCAAGAAAGAGUUACAUAGAAGAGGAGUUUCUUUUCAUAAAUCCAGAAUUGUUGGCAUCGAAGAUACUAGCUGUACUGCUCUGCUGUCCUAUCCCGCUCAGUCAUCCGGUUCAGCACCACAAAGGAGCAGACAGCUCCCGGCGCUAGUAAAUAGAUAGUAGCUUAGCACAUGAGCUCCUAGGAUCCCAUUACCAAACAGCAAUCAGUGUGUAAAGCUCCAUAGCAUCAAACAUACUUUGGCUACCGGGGGAUUCUCAAGCACAAUGUACCAGGGACAUAUUCAGGGGAAAAGCUCUAGGGAGGCAGAUAAAGCUGUUGCCAUGGUGAUGAAGGAGAUACCGAGGCACCCGUCUGGUGAAGAAAAGCCCCUCCUUUCUAUGACAUCACAGUUGGUAAAUGAGCAGCAGGAAAGCAGACCUCUCUUGAGUCCAUCUAUUGAUGACUUUCUUUGUGACACCAAAUCAGAAGCAAAACCAAGACCUGUGACUUCAAAUACAGCAGUAUUGUCACCAGGGCUAGACCUUCUGGACUUAAGUGAACCUCUUCCCCCCGCACAAAGUAAAGGAAAGAAGGCAGAUGUUGCAUUAAAAGGAGAAUCCUCCAGAUCCCAGUCCAUUAAGAAGAAGGUGGAUGAUUCUGAACUAAUUAAAGCUGAGGCAGAAAAGACCACCAAGACUGUCAAAAUUCCAGAAAAAGCUACGUUAGAUUUAGUACACAUUCAGAUGCAGUUGGAAAAAUGGGGUGAAGGGCGUUAUCGUGGAGAUAGGAGCAGUGAGGGUCUUCAAAACCUGGAAAGAAAAUCAUCUAAAGAGGCUUCAAAAGAGAUCUUGUGGUCUACGGAUGUUAGAACACCAUCGAAUAGAGGAAGUAUUGUGGCGGAAAAUGAGAAAAUAUCUGAGCUUGAGCUUGCAACUGCCCCAAAAGGACCACUGACUAGAGAAUCUCGAAUGGGCGGAGCCUUCCUAUCCAGGAACCAAUCUUUAGAAGAAGAAUUCGAACGAGCAAAGGCUGCAGUUGAGUCAGACACUGAAUUUUGGGAUAAGAUGCAAGCUGAAUGGGAAGAAAUGGCAAGAAGAAACUGGAUUUCUGAUAACGCAGACUCACCAAAUCAAAGCGGAACUUCAAAAGAAAUGGGGUAUUAUUUUCACACAGACAACCCUUUUAGAGGAUGCUCCGGGGCUUUUGAAGAGGGGAUGAGGAAAUUAAAAGAAGGGGAUUUGCCUCUUACCAUUUUAUACCUUGAAGCUGCAAUUCUGCAUGAUUCCAAUGAUGCUGAGGCCUGGCAGUAUCUUGGUAUAGCUCAAGCAGAAAAUGAGAAUGAACAGGCAGCUAUCAUUUCCCUCCAGAGGUGCUUACAGCUACAACCAAAUAACCUAAAAGCUCUCAUGGCCUUAGCUGUCAGCUUCACCAAUAUUAGACACCAGCAAGAUGCAUACGAAGCACUGAGUAAGUGGGUUAAGCAAAAUCCCAGAUAUAAGCACCUUGUGAAGGGCAAGUCAGGGUCCCCAGCGCUCGCCAGGAGAAUGUCGAAGACUGUGUGUGACAGUGUGUCCUUGGAAGAGGUGAAGGAGCUAUACCUGGAGGCGGCACACCAGAAUGGGCAACUCACAGACCCUGAUUUACAAACAGGACUGGGGGUCUUGUUCAAUCUCAGUGGAGAGUAUGACAGAGCAGUGGAUGCUUUCAACUCAGCCCUUGCUGUCAGACCAGAGGACUACUCAUUAUGGAACCGUCUUGGAGCAACACUGGCAAAUGGAGAUCGAAGUGAGGAAGCUGUAGAGGCGUAUUCCAAAGCACUUGAAAUCCAGCCUGGCUUCAUCCGAUCCAGAUACAAUUUAGGAAUAAGCUGCAUUAACCUUGGAGCUUACAGGGAAGCUGUCAGCAACUUUCUCACAGCCCUAAGACUCCAGAGAAAAAGUAGGACUCAACUGAAAAUUCAGCCACCUGUGAGCUCAGGCAACAUUUGGGCAGCAUUAAGAAUAGCCCUUUCCAUGAUGGACCAACCAGAUCUUUUUCAUGCUGCCAACGUGGGAGAUUUGGAUAUCCUACUGAAAGCAUUUAAUAUAGAAUCUUGAAGGCAUGCCCACUUAUGAGACAUUCUGGCAAAAAAAUGUUCUUCAUUGCAGACUUCAGAUGGGAAUCAUAUUCAGUACCAUUAGAACAACAAUAACCUGGAUUUACUCACUUUAUCCCCAAAGAUUAUGUUAUUUCUGACACGAAAAGCACAAACCCUGGGGCCAUGGUAAAGAACUUUUAUAUGAAUAUACAGAUGAGAUGGAACUUAUCAUGGCGGUUUAUUUACAUAUAUAUUACUAAAAUAUUACAUUACAGUUUUUUAGUUUAGUGACUGAUGCUCAUGGUUUCUAUGGUAUCUGCAGGCACCUGCUAAAGAAGAUUAGCCCAGAUACAAGGAUACCUCUACCCUUCUUGGCUGGGUGUCUGCAUGCUGAAGGUGCUGUAUGCACAGU
Xenopus laevis (African clawed frog) is the source of this 2736-nucleotide messenger RNA. RefSeq names its product peroxisomal biogenesis factor 5-like S homeolog (gene pex5l.S). The transcript is spliced from 14 exons. Bases 532 to 2343 code for a protein of 603 amino acids. Lineage: Eukaryota; Metazoa; Chordata; Amphibia; Anura; Pipidae. The record is from RefSeq and is a predicted model, not a curated record.